This is a messenger RNA of Penicillium olsonii, 1446 nucleotides long. The record is from the annotation of a GenBank genome assembly. NCBI's taxonomy places the organism in Eukaryota, Fungi, Ascomycota, Eurotiomycetes, Eurotiales, Aspergillaceae.
AUGGCGCGAUGCUCCGCCCCAGCCACGAUGACUGAUGCAAAAUUAGACCGCGGACAUUUAUCUUCGGGGCUGAUCGAUUGCUUAUUUUCAAACAUAAGCUCGCCGUUGCAGGUGCUAAUUUUGGCCAAGGCGAUGGAGCCGAGCGAGAGCGAGAGCGAAGGAUAUUCUAAGCCUCGACGGAUGGACACAUUUACAGCCCAUAGAGAUAUUCGACUGUACAAAUUUGUAGUGCCCAAUUUACGGAGGGCUGACUCGUUUUGUUACUUCGAGUCCCAGUGCACCUUCCUGCGUCGACUCUUUCCCUAUAAGCCCUAUAAGUUGCCUCUCUCGGCUUCCUCUCGACUCUGCAUUCUCAACUACCCAUCGUCUUUCACAACAGUCAGGAUGCGCUUCCACCUCGCUGUUCUCUUGGGCGUGGUCGGUUUAUCCAUCGCGGCCCCGGUUACCAACUCGACCACUCACAAGAUUCUCCCCGAUGGACUCCCAGUUCCAAGUCCCAGUGAGCUUGAGCUCAUUGAAGACAAAGCGCGAGGGACCCUUCCGAACGGGCCUCCUCCUCCCGCCAUCAGUGAGGGAGGACUGGUCAACCUCAAACUUGUGGCAUUCAACGAGUUAUUCGAAGUCGCCUUCUUUCAUGAACUCAUCACGAACAUCACCGAUAAAGUCUUGGGUUACCGCUUCUCAAAUGAAGAUGAUUAUCACUUUGUUCUUAAUGGCUUGAAAGCCAUCCUGGCGCAAGAGGAACUGCAUGUUCUCGACGCUAACAAUGCCCUAUCCCACUUCGGCAUCGAGCCCAUCGAGCCAUGCCAGUACAGAUUCCCCGUCCAGGACUUCGAUUCAGCCAUCCUCCUUGCCAGUACCUUUACAGACGUGGUUCUGGGCACCUUGCAGGACGUUGUGGAGCGCUUCGCUAUUGGUGGUGACUUUGGCUUGUCGCGUGCUGUCUCAUCAAUUAUUGGACAGGAGGGCGAACAACAGGGUUGGUUCCGCAUCAUGCAGGGAAAGGUCCCUAGCGAACUGCCCUUCUUGACAACCAGUGAUCUCAACUUUGCAUUCACUGCAAUCCAGAGCUUCAUUGUCCCAAACUCAUGUCCUAAUAUCGGGUCUAUUCCCCUCGAGACUUUCGAACCUUUGAACAUUAUCAAGUCUCCAUCUGCGCGGACUGGGAACAUCGUGGUUUCUUUCUUCGAUCAUCUUCACGAGACUACGGACGGUAUCUUGUGGAUUGUUUACGUCAAUCAGCAAAACCUUCCUAUCGUCGAACCUCUUCAGGUCAUCUCCCGGGAGAAUAAUGAAGUCGUUGCCGAGGCUUUGUUCCCUUGGGACGCAUAUGAGAUGAACGGAUUGACCUUUGCUGUGGUGACUGCAAGCGAGGGACCAUUCCCAAAUGCGUACAGUGUGGCCAAGGCGACGAUUGCCGGACCUGGUAUUUUCAUGAUCAACUGA